Zonotrichia albicollis (white-throated sparrow) is the source of this 306-nucleotide messenger RNA. The record is from RefSeq and is a predicted model, not a curated record. Lineage: Eukaryota; Metazoa; Chordata; Aves; Passeriformes; Passerellidae.
GUCCCCAAGCCCCACGUGAUGGCCACCACCAACGGCGACCUCCAGGUGUGCAACAGCACCCUGAGGUGCUCGGUGGCCCUCCAAGAGGUCACCUACGAGUGGAUCUCGCCCCAGAAGGCCCUGAUGAAGCAGGGCCCCGUCCUGGAGGUCUUCAUCAAGCCCCCGGUGGAAACCUACAUGUGCAGGGUCAGCAACCCCGUGUCCUCCAGCAACGCCUCGCUGACCUUCCGGAAGCCCUGCAACUGGACAGGUACGGCCACGGGCUCCAGGGAUGGUUUUCCACGCUCACCUCUGGAUUUACAGUAG